UAGAGAGAGGAGAUAUAGUGGUGGGAUGAAGGUGAAGAAGAAGAGAUAUGGCGAAGGUAGAGUGGGGUUAUCAAGGAAGAGGUAAAUUGGCGUUUUCGUACAAGAAAACCACUCUCAUCAUUUGCUCUAUCAACAUUAUCGUUGCUCUCUAUGUUCUUCGAUCUCUAUAUGCUUCUCUCUACCUCUAUACGGAUAAUGAUUCUCGAAGUGUUGUAAAGUACACUCCGGAUCAGAUUAGGAAAAUGGAACAGUUUAUUCGGAUUCGUCGGGCCUCUAAGCCUGUAGAGCUCAUUAAAUUUGUUAAGGAGCUUAAAGAAUUCUCCCAAGAAGAAACGGUGAAUGAAUUGCCUCAACCAUUGAAACAGAAGAUAACUGAGGAAAUUCUUCUGAAAUUGAGAAGCUCAAAUACUAGCUCCAACAGUACUCAGCAGAGAGAAGCAGUAGAAAGCUGGAGAAAGGAAAAGUUGGAAGAAGCAAGGAAGUUAAUCACAGAACAAACUAUUGAAAAUUCAACUCUUUCUUCUGAAGAUGCUGGGAUUCUAGUAAAAGCCUUGGAGACUGAUUGGGCAGUGCUGGCUGAAGAAAUUGGUGUGUGGAUACCAUCGGAGAUCUUCAACAGGGAGCAUGAUGAUAAGCCUGAAGACGCAGAUGAAUUCGAUGGUGAAGUUUUACCUGGCAGACCACUUCCACCUGAAUGUAACGCCGAGCUCCAUACAGAUUACGGUGGUGCUGCUGUAAGAUGGGGCCUAACACAUCAUAAACAAAGUGCAGCAGAUUGCUGUCAGGCUUGCUUGGAUCAUGUGAAACGAGCGCAACCAGGUGGAAGAAAAUGCAACAUCUGGGUUUACUGUCCAUCUGAGACUGGAUGCCACUCUCCUGAUAUCUAUGAGCAUAAAUAUAUGGAGUGCUGGCUGAAAUAUGCUGAAACUCCCAAACUGAAUUUCAAGACCUACUAUCCACAAUCUUACAGAAACUCACACCCGACCGCCCCGCUGAUCGUCCCUUGGGCCUCUGGUGUUAUUAGCGUUUAAUUGUACGACAAAUCAGGCAAGAAACUUCCACUAAAAUGAUUGUGACUUCCCUUGUCUUUCUUACAUUUGAGUAUCAUUGUCCAUAGAGUUGUAUGAAUGAAAAUUUUGAGGGCUGUUUAGGGGACUAUAGCAGUUGAUUGAAUGUUCUGUUUGAUUCAUAUCUGGCUUACUUUCAUGUAA
Molecule: messenger RNA, 1211 nt
Organism: Cucurbita pepo subsp. pepo (vegetable marrow)
Lineage: Eukaryota; Viridiplantae; Streptophyta; Magnoliopsida; Cucurbitales; Cucurbitaceae
Source: RefSeq, a predicted model, not a curated record